Messenger RNA from Moneuplotes crassus, 452 nucleotides. Lineage: Eukaryota; Ciliophora; Spirotrichea; Euplotida; Euplotidae. The record is from the annotation of a GenBank genome assembly.
UAAUAAUAAAUUUUAAUGAGCGACGCUGAGUCUAGUCAACAUGAAGGUGAAUCAAGGCUUUUUGUAAGCCCCAUCGCAAGCCCAGUUGCCAGUGAUAAAUUAGUGAAAAAGCUACUCAAGCUCACUAAGAAAAUGACUAAGGACAAGAAGAUCAAAAAGGGAAUCAAAGAGACUACGAAGGCUACUAAGAAGAAGGGAUCAAAGGGAUUAGUUCUAAUUGCUGCUGAUAUCUCACCUGUUGAUGUUUUAACACACUUGCCAAUUAUGUGUGAGGCUCAAUCUGUUCCCUACAUUUAUGUUCCAAGCAGAGAAGCUAUUGGAGGAGCUUGCAGUACCAAGAGACCAACAGCCUGAGUAUUCCUUGAAUGCCCCGAAGAGGAUUCUAAAUCCUUCAGUAAAUUUGAACAAUGUGUUAAACUUGUCAAGAAGCAGAACCCAUAUUUAUAAGUAAA